Catharus ustulatus (Swainson's thrush) is the source of this 5122-nucleotide messenger RNA. Its product is annotated as HEAT repeat-containing protein 1-like. The transcript has 34 exons. Gene Ontology annotation, molecular function: snoRNA binding. The record is from RefSeq and is a predicted model, not a curated record. Gene Ontology annotation, biological process: maturation of SSU-rRNA from tricistronic rRNA transcript (SSU-rRNA, 5.8S rRNA, LSU-rRNA); positive regulation of transcription by RNA polymerase I. Bases 1 to 4971 code for a protein of 1656 amino acids. Gene Ontology annotation, cellular component: small-subunit processome; t-UTP complex; 90S preribosome. Lineage: Eukaryota; Metazoa; Chordata; Aves; Passeriformes; Turdidae.
AUGGCUUGUAUGAUGCUGUCUGGAACAGAGCAGGAAGGCUUUGAUCAGGCUUUCAUAGAAGAAGCAAUCUUUGGACGGCUUAAGGAUGACAACAGAGAUGUUGUGAUGUCUGCUCUCAGUUCUUUGGAGACUUUCAGGAAGCAAGUCAAUCCAGAAGUAAUAGUAUCAAGUCUUUUGAACAUUUUCCAGAAAGCUGAUCUUUCAAAGGACGGAAAGUGGUACAAGGUUUUGGAGCGAGCAGUAAAGAUUUUAGUCAAAGAGAAGAUUCUGAAAGAGAAGAAAGAACUGCUAGAUGCAACAGUAAUGCAGUUAUUACCUUUUAUGACAAUCACUAAUGCAAAUUCAAAAUCUUCAGAUUGGAAAAUGGCUGUUUGUUUGUCAGAGUCCGACCUCUGCUCCUUACACCCUUUACUGAAAGGCUGGCCAGAAGCUCUUGAAGAGGCAAUCAAAUCUACCGAGUCUGCAGAGUUGGUUGGAGUGGCCAAUGAGAAAAUGAUUCUGCUACUUUCUGGAAACUUGACUUCAGGGGACCCUUUGUUACUGUUGCAAAUGGUUGAUGAUCUGAUACUCGUUGCUGAAACAGAAUCUGACAGUGUGGGACAGAAAGUAACUACUCAUAUAAUUGGUUCAGUGCUUGUUCAGUGCUGCUGCAAUACACAGAUGAAGGAAAAUUAUUUCCCAGUGGCUAUCAGAGUCUUCCGCUUCUUGGAUAAAAAAAUUAAAAAUCUCAGAACUUAUGAACCUGAAGAGGAAACUCCCCUAAAUUGGUCUGUUGAAACAGCAGAGGAAACUUUGGUGCCUAAGGACUUGUUAAGUGCAUAUAUAGGAAAGCUCAGUAGUGAUGAGACUGCUCAUGCAGAGGAGUCAGCUAUGGUCCUGUUCUUAUUGAAAAACUUCAUUAAUGGCCUAAAACCUCCCCUGUCCUUUUCAAAAGAGGAAUCUUGGUGGAAUCCUGAAUCUCUGAAUCAAAGUAGCCAAGACUAUCUGCAUCUCCUUUUGGGGCUGUUUGACCUGCUUGUCAGUGGAGCUAGUGAGGGAAGUGAUGCUCUUCAGUACAGAGCAUUGAUGAAUCUCUUAUUCAAGGUACAUCUAAAAGAUUCAGAGGUUCUCUUCAAAUUCCUUUCCAUUUUAUGGACUUACAGUUACAACCUUUCAAAUCAACUGAACUAUGAAGUCAGUGCAAUGCUACAGACUCAGGCUCUAUAUAUUGGCUAUGCACUGCUUGAAUCACAAACAAACCAGAAAAAGAAAAAACUGCUAUCACCAUCAUCUCCAGUGGUGAUAUCUUUGCUAAUUAACCUGGGUAGUCCUGUGAGUGAAGUUCGAAGGGCUGCUCUCAACUGCCUCCAUUCCUUGAGAGGAAUUAAGGACUCUCUAUUUCAUCCUGUCCUUCAUCAUUUGGAGGAAAAAACAGAAGAGAUUGUAUCUGACCCUACAUACAUAGCACAGAUUAUGGGAACUCUAUUUGAGGAGCUUGAGACACAGCCAAAACAGAAAUCUCAGAAGAAAAAAUUGUUGGAAGCUUUGGAAAACAUACUUGAUUGUGUACAGAAUCCUAUUUUUCCAUCAUAUAUUGCAAGAAACCUGCUGAAAAUUCUUCAUGAAAUCCAUGGUGAAAUGGUUCUCUCUCACCUCUUGCCUGUAUUAGACCGUUUGCUAGAGAAGGUCUCUAAAAAACCUGAGGAAAUGUUAAAAGAUGAAGUCAUUCUCCUCCAUCUAAUCCUUGGAAAGUUUAACGAAUAUUCAGCAACUCUCCUGUGCAAGAAUCAGCAGAGUCUAGAUUUAUUUAUCAAAAGUCUGCAUGCUGACAAGAAAAUAUAUGAGGAAAUUCCAGCAUUUCAGAUCACAGCACUUGGGCAGAUUACUAAGCCAUUCUUUGCAGCUGUGUCAGAUGGGAUGGUGCAACAGAAGCUACUGAAAGUAUUGUUUGACUUACUCUUAAACUGCAAGAACCCACUUUGUGCCCAGACGAUCAGCAGUGUGUUUAAAGGGAUUACAGUGUGUGCUGAGCAGAUUGUCAGAGAACUGGAGCCUCCUAAGAAAACCAAAAGUCCAGCCACUGUUCAACAGACUAGAAGGGAGAAAAUGCAGCAACAGAGAAAGCCUCAAGAUGCAGAAUUGGCACCAGAAACAAACCACUUCAGCUGGCAGAGGGUGAUGCUUAUUCUGGAGUUGCUGCAGCAUAAGAAGAAGCUUCGGCGUCCGCAGGCGUUGGUACCUGCACUUUUCAACCUCCUGAGCAGGUGUCUGGAACCCAUGGCAUCAGAAGAAGAAAAUAUGGAAUAUACAAAGCAGCUGAUCCUCAGCUGCCUGCUGAACAUCUGUCAGAAAUUGUCAUCAGACGGUAGCAAGGUCCCAGCAGUUAUCCUGGACAAAGAAAAAUUCAAUGUGGAACUGAUAGUUCAGUGCAUCAGGAUUUCUAAAAUGCCCCAGACACACCACCAUGCUCUGCUGCUCCUUGGUGCUGUUGCUGGAAUGUUCCCUGAUAAAGUUCUUCAUAACAUUAUGCCCAUUUUUACAUUCAUGGGAGCAAAUGUCUUGCGUCUGGAUGAUACUUACACUUUCCAAGUAAUUAACAAGACAGUGCAGAUGGUUAUUCCUGCUCUUAUACAGGCUGAAGACAGUGACUUGUCAGAGUCCUCAGGAGGUGUGGAGGAGGUGGUGAUCAAGAUCAUCCGUGUGUUUGUGGAUGCCCUGCCCCAUGUGCCAGAGCACCGGCGCCUGCCUAUCCUGUCCCAGCUGAUCACUACGGUGGGAGGAGACAAAUUCCUCUGGGUUCUCCUGGUGCUGCUUUUUGAGCAGUAUGUGACCAAAACUGUGACAGCAACGUCAAGCACAGACAAGGAUGCUGUUCUGGAAGCAGACACUGAAUUUUGGAUUUCGAUCUGCUGCGAAUUUAAUGUACGCUCGCAGUUCCAAAGCGUGAUGAAAAUAAUCCAGUACCUGACAGAGCUGCCAGAGAACAAAGAAGAUGAUCCUGGGACAAAAAAGUUAAGAACAUGUAAGACAAAACCGAAAAAUCAGGAUGGGCAGCUCUUUAAUGUGGAGUCUCACUCCGACAAACAACUCCGGCAUUUCAAAUUCUUGUCAGUCUCCUUCAUGUCACAACUUCUGUCCUCUCAGAGUUUUGUGAAAAAGAUAGUUGAAUAUGAAGGAAGAGAAGAGCUGCAGGAGUUGGAACAGAGGCUGUUAGAAGAAGUUCUUCACUAUAUAAACACUGUGGCAUCUUCAGUGGAAGGAAAUGUGGACAAGCCAACGGCCAAAUUUUGGAGGGUUCUGCUUAGCAAGUGCUAUGAUAUGCUGGAUAAAGUCAAUGCCUUACUGCCAACAGAAACCUUCAUCCCUGUAAUUGGGGGGCUGAUGAUGAACCAGCUGCCCUCGGUGAGACGCAAGGCCAUGGACCUCCUGAACAACAAGGUGCAGCAGCGCACCAAGUGGCAGAAGAGCCAGAUCCUGCAGCUCUUAGAGCUGGUUCCUGAGCUCAUUGCCAUUGUCAAGUGUAGAAGAAAGGAAGAAGAGGAGGAGCAAGCCAUCAACAGGCAGACUGCUUUGUUCAGCCUCAAGCUGCUCUGCAAAGGUUUUGGCACAGAAAAUCCAGCACCAUUUGUGCCUGUUCUGAAAACUGCCAUUGAUCUCAUUUCUUCAGAGAAGGAGGAGAAAAAUGUGAUGGGAAGCGCUUUGCUUUGUAUAGCUGAGGUCACCUGUACACUGAAAGCCCAAGCAAUACCUCAGCUUCCAAGGCUGAUGCCAGCACUCUUGAAGACUUUAAAAAAUAAGAAGGAGCUGGUCUCCAAUGAGAUUUACCUGCUGAGUGCCAUCACUGCUCUGCUGAAGGUUGCAGAAACACUUCCACACUUCCUUAGCCCUUACCUUUUGGAGUGCUUGUUGCAGGUUGUCCGCUUGGAAAAGAUUGUGGCAGAGUUUGGUCCUUCUUCCCAGAUAAGUGUCCGUGUAUCAACACUGAAAACCAUCCUAGCAACAAGGCUGGCCCCCCGAAUACUCCUGCCUGCAGUUACCAAGUGUUACAGUGAAGUGCUGCAUACUCGCAAGAACUGCCUGGGUCCCCUUAUGAACAUUUUGAAGGAGCACAUUGCUGGUAUGGAGAAGGAGCACCUGAUCUCCCAUCAGCCUGAACUGACAGCAUUUUUCAUGAAAGUCUUGGACUUCCGAACAGAGCAUGCCGAGGAUGAUUUAGAGGAAGUUGGUAAGAUAGAGGCUUACAUUAUUGACUGUCUAAUCAGUAUGGUUAUGAAACUUUCCGAGGCUUCUUUCAGGCCCCUCUUCUUCAAGCUCUUUGAUUGGUCCAAAACAGAGGCUACCCUAAGAGACAGGCUGCUGACAUUCCACCGAAUAGCAGACUGCAUUGCAGACAAGCUCAAAGGUCUCUUCACCCUCUUUGCCGGUCACUUAGUGAAGCCCUUUGCUGAGACGCUGAACCAGGUCAACAUUUCCAAAACUGAUGAAGCUUUCUUUGACUCUGACAAUAACACAGAAAAGAGCUGUCUACUGUUGCAGUUCACUGUGGACUGUCUGCACAAGCUUUUCCUGUUUGACACACAGAAGUUCCUGAGUAAAGAAAGAGCAGAAACCUUGAUGCAGCCUCUGGUCGAUCAGCUAGAAAAUGUACUUGGAGGAGAUGAGAAGUUCCAGGAAAGAGUGACAGCACACCUGAUACCCUGCAUAGCUCAGUUUUCAGUGGCAAUGGCAGAUGAUUCUCUUUGGAAACCACUGAACUACCAGAUCCUGCUAAAGACAAGGCACAAUUCUCCUAAGGUCCGAUUUGCCGCCCUGCUUGCUUUGAUAGAAGUUGCGCAAAAACUGAAGGAGAACUACCUGGUCCUGCUACCAGAAUCUAUUCCAUUCUUAGCUGAGCUUAUGGAAGAUGAAUGUGAAGAAGUUGAACAGCAGUGUCAGAAGACAAUUCAACAACUGGAAGUAAUUUUGGGAGAACCACUCCAAAGCUACUUCUAAGUUUAUGCCCUUUGUUUUCAAAUUUUGUCGGAAUGUGAAGCAUUAGCUUCCCACAUUCAGGUGUUAUAGGCAAACUGUCAUAACAAUUUUUAUCAGAGACAAGAUUUUAACUUUUUAAUAAAAUAUUUUAAGAAUCUGGCUUUAUAAUUUC